AAGGGACCGCGGGAAAUGGGAUCCUGGUCAGUUCAGACUGUGGGAAUUGAGUCCCCAGUGAGUCACAAGGGAGCACGGGAAAUGGGGCCCUGGGGCUCUGACAAGUUGCAAGGAGUGCAUCAGACAUUACUUGGUGAGCAAGACCAAGUUUUAACGACCAAGUUGCAACUUAAAAGCAAUGAAAAACUUCUGAUGCUGGAAAUUUGAAAUAAAAACUGAAAAUCUUGGAGAUAAUCAACGGAUCAGACAGCAUCUGUGGAAGGAGAACGAGAGUCAACGUUUCAUCAGCACAAUUUGGCACCAGUGAAGUUCUAUGGAUAUUAAUGUAUAACCAACCAACGGAAAAAGACCAGUUGUGGAUUGCUCCAGCAAAAUCUCAGCGCAUCUCGGUUGCUGCAGGUCUUAGAGAAGCCUUGCAAAUUAACGGGUUGAUAUUUAUUUCAUCGAAAAAAAACGGUAACAUAUUUAAAGCUAGAUUAGUUUUGCUGCCAAUAGGGGAUUAUUUUAAAAAACCCGGUUCCGCCCUCUCAGGCGGCGCCGCUGCUGAGCAAAUGCGAAGCGAGGCGGAACUCGGCCUUUUGGCGGCUCUUACCAACAUGGCGGACACGGCGGCAGAGGCGGCGGUAGCGGACGGAGACAAUAAACUCAGCAAAAAUGAGCUGAAGAGGCGAAUGAAAGCAGAGAAGAAAGCUGCUGAGAAGGAGAUCAGAGCUAAAGAGCUGGCUGAAAGGGAAGCUCUCAAAAAUGCAAAAGUUGAUGAAAUCCACAUGGGUGGAGAUGAAGAGACUCUUGACCCUAAUCAAUAUUACAAAAUACGGACACAGGCCAUCCAACAACUGAAGGGCACUGAAGAGGAUCCGUAUCCUCAUAAAUUCCAUGUAGAUAUAUCCUUAAUGGAGUUCAUUGAAAAAUAUAAUCAUCUGCAGCCUGGUGACCAUCUCUCUAAUAUCCGCUUGUCCGUGGCAGGUCGUAUCCAUGCCAAACGGGCCUCGGGUGCCAAAUUAAUCUUCUAUGAUCUUCGUGGUGAAGGAGUCAAACUACAGGUUAUGGCAAAUUCCAAAAAUUACAAAUCUGAAGAGGAAUUCAUUAAAGUAAACAAUAAGUUACGGCGUGGUGAUAUUAUUGGAGUGGAGGGAAACCCAGGAAAGACAAAAAAGGGAGAACUGAGUAUAAUUCCCAUAGAGAUAAAACUACUGUCUCCCUGCCUACACAUGUUGCCUCACUUGCACUUUGGACUCCGUGAUAAGGAAACCAGAUAUCGUCAGAGGUACCUGGACCUGAUCUUAAAUGAUUACGUGAGGCUGAAAUUCAUCACCAGGGCCAAAAUCAUCACCUAUCUACGGAAGUUUUUAGAUGAUCUUGGAUUUCUUGAGGUGGAGACACCCAUGAUGAACAUAAUUCCAGGUGGAGCUGUUGCCAAGCCUUUCAUUACACAUCAUAAUGAAUUAGACAUGGAUUUAUACAUGCGAAUCGCACCAGAGCUUUACCAUAAGAUGUUGGUUGUGGGAGGUGUUGACAGAGUGUAUGAAAUUGGCCGCCAAUUUAGAAAUGAAGGCAUUGAUCUCACUCAUAAUCCAGAAUUUACCACUUGUGAGUUUUACAUGGCUUAUGCGGAUUAUAAUGACCUGAUGCAAAUCACUGAGAAGCUUCUUUCAGGUAUGGUUAAGAACAUAACGGGCAGUUACAAGAUUACAUACCAUCCUGAAGGACCUGAAGGCCAGAGUUAUGAAAUUGAUUUUACACCACCAUUCAAACGCCUCAGUUUGACUGCAGAUUUGGAGAAAAUUCUGGGAGAGAAGUUUCCAAGUCCUGAUCAAUAUGAUACUGAAGAGGCUCGUAAAUUCUUUGACGACAUAUGUGUUCGGAAGGGUGUUGAAUGUCCACCUCCAAGAUCUACAGCCAGGCUUUUAGAUAAGUUGGUUGGUGAAUUCCUGGAGGUCACUUGCAUUAACCCAACAUUCAUCUGUGAUCAUCCACAAAUCAUGAGUCCAUUGGCCAAGUGGCAUCGAUCCUUCAAGGGUUUGACAGAGCGAUUUGAACUUUUUGUUAUGAAAAAGGAGAUUUGCAAUGCGUACACAGAAUUGAAUGAUCCUGUUAAACAGAAAGAACUCUUUGAAGAACAGGCUAAGGCUAAAGCUGCUGGUGAUGAUGAAGCCAUGUUUAUUGACGACAACUUCUGUACUGCUUUGGAGUAUGGACUUCCUCCUACAGCUGGAUGGGGCAUGGGCAUAGAUAGACUCACAAUGUUCCUGACGGAUUCUAAUAAUAUCAAGGAGGUCUUGUUCUUCCCAGCAAUGAAACCAGAGGACAACAAAAAGGAACGGCCUGAUGUUGCUGAAAAUGCACCUUCAGCAGAUUAGGAACACUGCAAUUCAAUGGAUCACUGAAUGAUGACUGCAUCACCAUAUGCUUAAUAUUAGUAAAAAUAUUGUGUCUUGUGACUCCAGGGAAGAGUUAAACUUUGAUUGUUCUUGUUUGAUUUUCAACUCUGCUGAUAUCUAAGUUUUAUUUAGCAGUAAUCUCCAAUACCUAUAACUCACUUCACGUCAAGAAAAUGUAACAUAUUAUUUGUCAGGCUUAACAUCUUUUAUACUGAUGUUUCUGCACACUACCCAAAUCUGUUCCUAGAAUGCAGCAUUUUUUUUGCAUUAAAAGAACAAGACUGUAUUGAUGAAUCAUUAAUAAAUUGGAAGGAAUAGUGAAUUAUUUUUAAUAGAUUGCAGCUGCUUUUAUUAUACAUUUAGAUUCCUUCUAAAGAAUCAGUGGAUAAUGAUGUAAUAUAUGACAUUUAAGUCUUCCCCCUUACUGACUGGAUCUCCAGAGGUUAGCAUGGUAUCUUACACUAGCUAGGCUAUGCUUAGAGUAUUGUGUGCAGUUCUGUCACUACACUAUAAGAAGAAUGUGAUUGUGCUGGAGAGAGUGCAGAGGAGAGUCAAUAAGAUGUUGCCUGGAUUGGAGGACUUCAGUUAUGAGGUGAGAGUGGAUAGGCUGAGCUUGUUUCCCCUGUAGCAAAGAAGUCUGAGGAAUGACCUGAUAGGGUAAAUAAUCAAAAUAUUUUUCCCAUGUUAGGGAUAUAAAAAAAAACGAGAGCAGAGGUUAAGUGGAGAGGAAGGAAUUUAAAUGGGAUCUGAGGGGUGAGUUUUUGCUAAAUUUCACAGUUAAUAUCCAGAACAUACUGGAAGCAGUGGAAUAUGAUACAAUUAUUAUGUUUAAGAGGCACUAAGAUGGAUACUUAAAUAGGCAAGACAUACAAGGCUGUAGUCCUAAUGUGGGCAAAUGGGAUUAGUGUAGAUGGACAAAAAGGUCAGCAUGCACAUAGUGGGCCAAAGGGUCUGUUUCUCUGCUGUAGGACAGUCCAAGGUUUUAAAAAAAAAUAUCAAUUCAUUAGACUGCCAACAUCUCUCAACAGUCUGCCUCAAUAUAAUCAGCUGGCCAUGCAAGAUGUGGAAAAAGGAUUGACAUCUCAAAUUUGACUCCUUAUUAUAAACUAAACAAUUUGAGAUUGAUUCAUGAUGCAGAAUCUGUCAUUCCAAAGUCAGUACACAAUUAAACCUUAAUAAAUGGAGAUAACCAGUUUGCCCCCCCCAAAAAGCAGCCAAAGCAGAAAAACCAAGCCUUGCUGCAGUCAGGCUAUAGUUAGAUACCAUUACAAAGACUGAUUUAUAACUAAACAGUAUGCCUUCAUGGAAACCUUCUUUAAACUUCGAUGGAAUUAACACUGUAACUAGGCAUAGAAAGCACACUUGACACUGAACACAGUGCUGCUUGUUUAUGUCAAUGUUCCUUGGUCCACGUCAACAGUGCCAACAUAACCAAUCCAAGAUGAUGGAGGAACAUGUAUUAUAUGUAAUCAAGUGCUGAGUAAUAAUGGGCAGCAUUAUUGAUUUUUUUUUCCCCCUCCAAGAUUAUGAUGUGUGCACAUGGAUUACUAAAUUUAAUAAAAAGCUUAAGACUAGCAAAAUCCAAAGGUUGUAUUUGUAGAAUAGUACAUCACCAAUGAUCUCGGCUUCAGCAGUCCACUCCCUCCCAAAACAAAGUGCACAAAACAAAGAUUAAAACCAAACACUUCAAAACCUAAGACAAUCAUGAAUAAUAAAAGUUAGUUUGAAAAAAGAUUUUCAAUGACUGUUGCUUCAUUCUUGACAAUUGUUCCUUCUUUACAAACCUGAAAUGUUGGUCCAGUAAUUCAAAUACACUUUUGUUUGUCUUAGCAGCCUGUUGAAAAUAAUCACAAUAUGUUUAAAUUAUUGAGCUCCCAGUACUGACAAGAUGAAGAUAUUUUCAGCUGCCUCCUGGAGUGCUGCAACGCAAGUUUCAGCAGUAGCUGCAGAAGUCAAAAAUUCUUAACUCCAAUAUUAAUUUUGAAAAGAGUGUCACAUUGGCAUCAUCUUUGUCACAUGGCAAAAAUCGAUUGAAUUUAUCAUUUGCUGCAAACAAUAAUGCACACAAAGUAAUUUUGGAUUCUUUCCUACUUCAUAUGAGGUUUUCUUAAAAAUGUUCAUUGUUUGAAGCAAAGCUACCUUAAUUUUUGUAUUUGUCUUAAGGCACCUAGAAUAUUAAAAUUGCAGUAUACUUAC
This is a messenger RNA of Pristis pectinata (smalltooth sawfish), 4577 nucleotides long. RefSeq names its product lysyl-tRNA synthetase 1 (gene kars1). Gene Ontology annotation, molecular function: tRNA binding; lysine-tRNA ligase activity; ATP binding. The transcript has 15 exons. The record is from RefSeq and is a predicted model, not a curated record. Gene Ontology annotation, cellular component: aminoacyl-tRNA synthetase multienzyme complex; nucleus; cytosol. Gene Ontology annotation, biological process: diadenosine tetraphosphate biosynthetic process; lysyl-tRNA aminoacylation; basophil activation involved in immune response. NCBI's taxonomy places the organism in Eukaryota, Metazoa, Chordata, Chondrichthyes, Rhinopristiformes, Pristidae. Bases 324 to 2360 code for a protein of 678 amino acids.